This is a messenger RNA of Colletotrichum godetiae, 991 nucleotides long. RefSeq lists its product as uncharacterized. NCBI's taxonomy places the organism in Eukaryota, Fungi, Ascomycota, Sordariomycetes, Glomerellales, Glomerellaceae. Bases 210 to 809 code for a protein of 199 amino acids. The transcript has a single exon. The record is from RefSeq and is a predicted model, not a curated record.
ACACGCACUCCCUUUGCUCCGAUGCCACUUGCCGUGCGUGCGCGCCUCUUGGUAUGACGAAUGCCGUAUCCAAUGGUUCAGACUGCCUCCGUACCAGCCGGCCAGACCAUCCUGGAUGUCGACCCAAAAUUAGGGGCGGCUUCUGAGCCUCACUCACCGCACUUGUAACCAGACGGCAUUGCCAGUUGGUCAUCCAUGACUUCACGGUAAUGCAACGGCAAAUAACGGCCACCGUCAGAGUUCCGCCAGAUACCGUGCCUACCAUCGCCACGGCACGCAGCCGGAUCGGCAGCCUUCCCACGGAGCAUUCGAGGCACUGCCAUUGCGACAAGACAUUCGGCACAAAAUCUAGCCUCCGCUCAAGUCCCGGAGCGUACGAAGUACGAAUACAGGAGCUAGGACACGAGGAGCCAGCAAGACAGCUCCCCCCACACAAGUGGAGGGAAACCGUGGGAAAGCAUAGCCGGCCAAUCAACGACGACGCCGGUAGAUUGACCCCACCUUGUGCGAAAUCUCCACCCGGCCGGCGAAGGGUGGGGUCGCCGACCUGCUCCGAUCCUGAUGUCCGAAUUCGCCCUUGCUUGCAGCCCUCUCACGCGGCACGCCCCUCCUCCACCAAGCAGCAAAGCUCACCCACCAUCGCUUGUCAAAAUCUCCAGCGACUUUCUCUUUCCGUCCUGACGUCUGCUCCACUACUCACCGGCAAGGAUCACGGCUCCUCUUUUUUGCAAAUCAAGGCAAAUCAGGGGAAAGAAGCACGGCAAGGAAAGAGGGGCACGAUGGGGCUGGAUGACAAGUCAAAUAGAUAACGGGUAUGCUUCCGUUCGAAACAAGACUGAUGGACAAGGCAACUGGUCAAUACAGAGGACUCCGCUUGCUGCUUACAAUGCCACAAUGCCUGCAUCACGAAUGGUUGGGGACGCACUUUUGAAUGCGGGCGGAUCAAGACUACAGCGGACAGUCAACAGAGAGUGGGACACGACGACACGAA